AUGAUCGUCCUGGGCAGCGGCGGUCACACCGCGGAGAUGUUCGCGCUGCUCCGCGCGCUCUCGCCGCGGCGGUACGCCCCGCGUCAUUACGUCAUCGCGGACACCGACAGCACCUCGCUGGUGAAAGCCGAGGCCCACGAGGCGGCGGUGGGCGAGGCGCUCGCCGAUGCGUCCGACGUGGACGACGACGAGCUCGCCGUGUCCUCGGAGUACUCCGUGACGCGCAUCCCCCGGGCCAGGGAGGUGGGCCAAGGAUGGAUCCACUCGUUCUUCACCACGGCGCGCGCCUGUGUCGGCGCGUUUCGCGCCGUGUUCGCGGAGAAACCGGACGCGGUGCUGUGUAACGGUCCGGGGACGUGCGUGCCCAUCGUCGCGGGCGCAUUCGUUUCGAGGGUGAUUGGGAUCGCGACGCCCGCGGUGGUGUACGUGGAGAGCGCGGCGAGGACGAAGACGAUGUCGCUGACGGGGAGGAUACUGUACGCGACGCGGCUGGCGGACGAGGUGUUCGUGCAGUGGGAGGGACUGGCUCGAAGGUACCCGAGGGCAAAGUACGCGGGAAGGGUCUGUUGA
Messenger RNA from Micromonas commoda, 570 nucleotides. RefSeq names its product glycosyltransferase. Lineage: Eukaryota; Viridiplantae; Chlorophyta; Mamiellophyceae; Mamiellales; Mamiellaceae. Gene Ontology annotation, biological process: dolichol-linked oligosaccharide biosynthetic process. Bases 1 to 570 code for a protein of 189 amino acids. The record is from RefSeq and is a predicted model, not a curated record. The transcript has a single exon. Gene Ontology annotation, cellular component: UDP-N-acetylglucosamine transferase complex.